GCCGCAGCGCCGUCAAGAACAGCUGCAACCAGCAGCAGGGCACACCGUUUGGGUGCACGUGCUCAAAAUACGCGCCGUGUAAACUCCAUGAUAAGAAGUGAUUAAAGAUCUUUUUAGAAGAAUAUUGUCAAAUUAUGGCGUCGAAAUGUCAUUCUGGCAGAAGUUUUGUCAAUGUCAUGGAAACCCAGAGAAAUAUUGUGAAGAAAAAUGAUAACAUAAACAUAGUGGUGUAAAACGAAAUCAAUCAGCCACCCCGUACAAUGUAUUCUAACAUUUUAUGAAUACUAAAUUGUUAAAGUUCCAAGAUGUGCGAUUGCGCGGAGGAGAAGGCGCGUCGGCAAGCGUUGGAGCGCAAGCGCCUAUUAGAGGAGGGCGACUCGGCGACGUCACGCGGCGGCAGCUCGGGCGGCGCGCCCGGUGUGUCCUGGUUCUCCGUGCUGGGCGGCACGCUAUUGCUCGCGCUGUUCGCUGUGGCCGUCAAGACAGGAGCAGACCCAGAGGGGUGGGCGAAGCCGUUGUACGUCAUGUUGGGACUCCAUGUUGAGGACAAAGGCCCUUGCGGUAUAAGGAUCGACGACAAAAGACGCAAAUGGCCAUUAGAAGACAAGAAGUACGAAUAGCUCCAAACACGAAAAGACCGCGCAGAUUGAAAAGAAAUAACGUUUUAGUAACAUUGUCCCGAAGAAUAAAUAAUAAUCUUACAAAUGU
Molecule: messenger RNA, 708 nt
Organism: Ostrinia furnacalis (Asian corn borer)
Lineage: Eukaryota; Metazoa; Arthropoda; Insecta; Lepidoptera; Crambidae
Exons: 5
Coding region: 306-620 (104 amino acids)
Biological process (GO): DNA topological change
Molecular function (GO): ATP binding; DNA topoisomerase type II (double strand cut, ATP-hydrolyzing) activity; DNA binding
Source: RefSeq, a predicted model, not a curated record